Messenger RNA from Sphenostylis stenocarpa, 210 nucleotides. The record is from the annotation of a GenBank genome assembly. NCBI's taxonomy places the organism in Eukaryota, Viridiplantae, Streptophyta, Magnoliopsida, Fabales, Fabaceae.
AUGGCCAGCGAGGAUGAGGAUGCCUUGGAAAGUGAUGAUGGGCAGCGAGAUAGGUGGUGCCGCGUGGCUUGGGCAGGGUUAGCUAGGGUUUGGGGCGUUGCAGAGAUGUUGGCUGUGGAAUUUGGUGGCGUGAGGUGGCUAGGUGAGGGGAUGAGGUGCCGCACGAAGGAGGUGGUUGUGCCCGUGUGCGGGGUGGCUGGGAGAAGAUAA